UUCAUCCCCACUGCUGCUUUCUCCGCAACAAAAAUGAUUUCUUUUUGAGUGCAGGUGCCAUGAAAAGUCGGGAGGGAGAACGCACUUAUCAUCACCAUCAUCAUCCUUUAUCCCUAAUUGAUGCUUUCUUCACAAAUUAAAUCCCCUACUUGUGAUAUAUUUUCGAUUUCAGUUUCUAGUCUUCUCCGCCUGCUGUUCUGACCGAGGCCGCAUUUAAUCCCCAAGUUAAUUUAAUUAUUAUGCGUUUUAUCGAGAGCUGUUCUUCUCUGAACUCGGAGUGGGCGUUUCAGAAAAAGGGUCACGGUUGAACUUCAGUUCAGUUCAGUUCAGUUCAAUUGGAAGGAUAAUCAAAUUCAAUUUAGGGUUUGAUUAUGGAUCUCGAAAUUGGGGAUUUCCCCAAUUCUGUCAAUAAGAAGGAAUCAUGGCGGACGAUUCUGAGCUUAGCGUACCAAAGCCUGGGCGUAGUUUACGGCGAUUUGAGCAUCUCCCCAUUGUAUGUUUACAAGAGCACUUUCGCUGAGGACAUUCAGCAUUCAGACACGAACGAGGAGAUUUUCGGAGUUCUGUCGUUUGUCUUCUGGACGCUCACUUUGGUCCCUCUCUUGAAAUACGUCUUCAUCGUCCUCAGAGCCGACGACAAUGGCGAAGGAGGCACAUUCGCAUUGUAUUCCCUUCUGUGCAGACACGCCAAGGUCAAUCCCCUCCCGAGUUUCCACUUAGCCGACGAGGAUUUGUCUUCUUACAAGAAGGAUAUCAAAAGCCCCCCUUCCUCCUCCUUCGGAGCUCGCCUUAAAUCCAGCCUCGAAAAAUAUAGGGUUUUGCAGAGAUUCUUACUCCUCCUCGCUCUCCUCGGCGCUUGUAUGGUCAUCGGGGAUGGGAUUCUCACUCCUGCCAUUUCAGUGUUCUCUGCUGUGUCUGGUGUCGAACUUGCUAUGGCGAAAGAGCACCACAAAUAUGUCGAGGUUCCGGUGGCCUGCGCCGUGCUGAUCGCGCUGUUCGCCCUUCAGCACUACGGCACGCACCGCGUCGGGUUCUUGUUCGCGCCGGUGGUCGUGGCGUGGCUGCUCUGCAUCAGCGCCAUCGGCAUCUACAACAUUUUCUACUGGAAUCCGCACAUAUACAAAGCUCUAUCUCCCCACCAUAUGUAUCGCUUCCUGCGUAAAACGCAGCGCAGCGGUUGGAUGUCGUUGGGCGGGAUCCUGCUCUGUAUUACCGGCUCGGAGGCCAUGUUUGCUGAUCUCGGACACUUCUCGCAGCUAUCGAUCAAGAUUGCUUUUACAUCGAUGGUGUAUCCGUCGUUGAUCCUCGCGUACAUGGGCCAAGCUGCGUAUCUAUCAAAGCACCACGCGAUCCAGAACGAUUAUCGGAUCGGAUUCUACGUUUCGGUUCCGGAGAAGCUGCGGUGGCCGGUGCUUGUGAUCGCAAUCAUGGCAGCCGUCGUCGGGAGCCAGGCGAUCAUCACGGGGACGUUCUCAAUCAUAAAGCAGUGCUCGGCGCUCGGGUGCUUCCCUAGGGUUAAAAUAGUCCACACGUCGUCGAAGUUCCACGGCCAGAUUUACAUCCCGGAGAUCAACUGGACUCUGAUGCUGCUGUGUUUGGCCGUCACGGUCGGUUUCCGCGACACAAAACGGAUGGGUAACGCUUCCGGAUUAGCGGUGAUUACCGUAAUGCUGGUGACGACUUGCCUGAUGUCGCUCGUGAUCGUCUUGUGCUGGCACCAGAGCGUGCUCCUCGCAGUCGCGUUCGUCCUGUUCUUCGGGACGAUCGAAGCGUUGUACUUCUCGGCGUCGCUGAUCAAGUUCCUCGAGGGGGCAUGGGUUCCGAUCGCCUUAUCGUUCAUCUUCAUGAUCGUAAUGUGCGUUUGGCAUUACGGGAUGCUGAAAAAGUACGAGUUCGAUGUCCAGAAUAAAGUCUCGGUCGACUGGCUCCUCGGCCUUGGCCCGAGUUUAGGAAUCGUGCGCGUCCGCGGAAUCGGGUUAAUCCACACGGAGCUCGUUUCCGGAAUUCCGGCUAUCUUUUCGCACUUCGUAACGAACCUCCCCGCGUUCCACCAAGUUCUCAUCUUCCUCUGCGUCAAGUCUGUCCCGAUCCCGCAUGUUCGACAUGAGGAGCGUUUUCUCGUCGGCCAUAUCGGGCCGAGAGAAUACUGUAUGUACCGAUGCAUUGUUCGGUACGGCUACCGCGAUGCGCACAAGGACGACUUGCAGUUCGAAAAUGACCUCGUCUGCAGCAUAGCCGAGUAUAUCCGAACGGGGAAGAGCGGGAUAAAUGACAUUGACAAAUGGUCGACCCAGCAAAGCGAGGAAAUGGUCGUCGUUGGGACGCCUUCGACUUAUGUGGACGGCGUACAGCUGCACGAGGACAACGACGAUAACGACGGGAGAGUCGUCGAGGCUCGUCCCGAAAUGCCCGGGACGUCGCGGGUUCGGGAGAUCGUGUCCCCGCCACCGCCGCCCAUGAGGAAAAGGGUCCGGUUCGUCAUCCCGGAGAGCCCCGAGAUCGGAGACGGCGCGCGCGACGAGCUGAAGGAGCUUAUGGAGGCCCGGGAGGGCGGGAUCGCGUACAUUAUGGGACAUUCGUACGUUCGAUCGAAACAAGGAUCGGGUCUAUUGAAACGAAUCGUAAUCGACUGCGGCUACGAUUUCUUGCGACGGAACUGCCGGGCGGCGACAUACGCCCUGACGUCGCCGCAUGCGUCGACGUUGGAGGUGGGCAUGGUGUACCAUGUUUGAGGUUUCGGAUCGUCCGAGGUUGUCGACGUUGUGUCCCAAGGCUUUUUUGUAUAUGUGUUUACGACCCCUUUUUUUGGUAAGUUUCUAAUUCUAUACUUUAGUUAGAUUGGUCUCUUUUUAGUUUUAUAAAGUUGGUUUUAGGAUGGAAAGAGGCUUUCCCACUGUUAUUGGGCUUUUAAUUAAAUAUAGUUGUUUGGGCCCAAUUUUAAAAUUGGGCUUUUGGGCCGCGGUAGGUUAAUGUGUUUAAAGGCCAAAUGUGGCCCAUUAAUAAUUAAAUUGAAUACCGUAAUACAAAUAUCUUCAGUAUAAAACAA
Andrographis paniculata is the source of this 3046-nucleotide messenger RNA. RefSeq names its product potassium transporter 6. Gene Ontology annotation, molecular function: potassium ion transmembrane transporter activity. The coding region runs from base 372 to 2732 and encodes 786 amino acids. Gene Ontology annotation, biological process: potassium ion transmembrane transport. The transcript has 7 exons. Gene Ontology annotation, cellular component: membrane. Lineage: Eukaryota; Viridiplantae; Streptophyta; Magnoliopsida; Lamiales; Acanthaceae. The record is from RefSeq and is a predicted model, not a curated record.